ACAAAGACAUACUACGUUCAUACGUUGAGAUAAACGAACUUACUUUCGUCGCUAACGAACGUGUUGUUAAACAUUAUUUUUUUACGAUGAGAGUUGUGGAAAGACUUAUUUUUAAAUGUAUUAAAGUUUCGAAAUUUAUAGCAACACCUAAGCAAUGUAUAUUAAAUGCUAAGUAUUCAACAAAGUGCGAUGGAUUGCUUAGCGAUAUUAACGUCCUAGAUUUAACCAGAGUCGUUGCGGGACCUUUUUGUACUAUGACCCUAGGUGAUUUAGGCGCGAACGUUAUUAAAGUUGAAAGCCUAGAUGGUGAUGAGGCUAGAAAAUGGGGUCCUCCUUUUAUUGAAGGCUCUAAGGAUUCAUAUUACUUUAUGGCCAUAAACAGGAAUAAAAAAAGUAUUUGCAUUGAUUUAAAAACUCUGGAAGGUAAGCAGGUUGUCUAUGAUCUAGCCAGAAAAUGUGAUGUAGUUGUGGAAAAUUUUCUCCCUGGAAAACUAGAUAAGCUCGGAGUUGGCUAUGAAAAACUAAGUGUCAUUAAUCCAAAGUUAAUAUACUGUGCAAUCACAGGGUUCGGUCCUGUUGGACCUUAUUCUAGGAAACCAGGCUAUGAUGUUGUUAUAUCAGCUAUGGGGGGCAUGUUGAACGCGACGGGCGAAAGGAAUGGCAAUCCAGUUAAGCCAGGAGUUGCUAUUACCGAUGUAACAACAGGACUUCAUGCUUUUGGAGCAAUCAUGACCGCGUUAUACUAUAGAAACAAGACUGGUCGAGGCCAAAAAAUAGACUGUGAUCUUCUAUCCACUCAAAUAUCAAGUAUGAUCAACGUCGCUAAUAUAUACUUGAACUGCGGUAUUGAGGGACAGAGAUGGGGCACAGCACAUGCUAAUCUGGUCCCCUACCAAGCAUUCAAAACCAAAGAUGGUUUCAUAGUAAUCGGUACAGGUUCAAACGCACAAUUCAUUGAUUUUUGCAAAUUAAUCAACAGAGAAGACUUGAUCACCGAUGAACGUUUCAAAGAUAACGCGUCAAGAGUCAAACAUCGUGACGAAAUCGUAAAGAUUAUCAGUGAGAUAAUUGUUACUAAGACAAAGAAAGAAUGGUCGUUAAUAUUCAAAAACGCCUCGUUCCCGAACGGCCCUGUCAAUAAUAUGGGUGACGUGUUUAGCGAUGAACAUGUCAAAGAAAUUGGUUUGGUCAAGGAAUUGCCGCAUGAAGUUGCAGGGACUAUUAAAAUGGUUGGUCCUCCAACUCUAUACUCAGAAGGCGGGAAUAUGGCAAGGACGGCACCACCAACUUUGGGUCAGCAUACAAGAGACGUUCUAUCUGAUUUCUUGGGUUAUCAUAACAAGAAGAUCGAUGGAUUGUUUGAAAAUAAGAUUGUUCUAUAAAUUCAAUUGUAAAAUUUUACAAUAAAAUACAUGUUUCGUGUAAUCCAGGAGUCAGUGGAGCGCGUGGCGGUGAUCACGCUCCGGCCGUCGCGGAAUCAACAGCGGAAGAAGGUCGUCUGGACUGACGACACCAUCGACAAUGAGAAUAUGAACAAGAAGAAAUCCAAAUGCUGUUGUAUAUACGAGAAGCCGCAUCGCUUCGACGAGUCCGACUCCGAAGACAGCGACGACGAAUGUGAGCACUGCUUUGGGCACGUCGAGCGAAAGCACAAGAAGCACCACACGGGCACAGUGACAACAACAGAAAUACAGGAGACUGUGGAGCAAACAGCAUCAAUAACGCUCCAGCCGAGCGAGCCUGCGCCCGCGCCGCCCGACAGGCCGCCAGCGAGCACAUAAAACAUGCAAAACAUACUAAUAAAUAUUAUCACAUUACAAACGGUUAUUUAAUGAAAAUAUACAUUUAUUAUAUUCAAUAAAUUGUUAAUGUAUUCAUUACUGGAAUCGUUAUAAAUAUUGGUAAUAUGAAUAUCUGCCAUUAUAUAAUAUAAACGAAAGGUUAAUGUGAGCGACAUUCACGGAAACUGAAAAAAGAUUCACGUUCAUAGUUUUCCCCAUCAUAAUGUAUAGUGCAUUUAUUGAUAUAUCUCGUUAACUAAUUAAAAUAAUAAAGACGUACGUAGUAACCGAGUGGAUUAAACGUUUUGAAAGUAUUCUUUGGUUGUGAGAGUUUGAAGGAAUUGAUGUUAUAUUAAAACUUAAUUUUUCAUUAUUUUUAAUAGCAACACUUUAAUUUAGCGUUAAAAUAUUUUAGAUAAGUAUCCGAGUGUUGACGAAUAUCGUUGAAGCAGUUUAGUUAAAAAUGCUUUUUUGAUAUUUUUAAUCAAAUUCUUGUAAAAAUAUUUUAUAUGUAUUACUUUCUCCCAAGAGGCAACCCUAUUCGUGACAAGUAUCCGCGUGGGCACUGCGCCGGCGUUUAGCGCGUCCCUGGGCGGAGGUCUAAGACUCCAUAUAAAUAUUUGAGCAAUCUUGACCUCCGAAAGCUGGCAGAGGGGACAUCAAGCGGUUUGCAUCCUACCAAACUUUAAAACGCCCGGCAUUGGUAAUGCGUUAUAAUGACGUGUCUGUGCUAUUCAUUUUAAAAUAACCGUCUUUUUUUUCAAAGUUCUUCGGGUAAUGAUGUAACUAUAUUUUGUAAAUUUUACAAAAAUAUAUUUAUUAUUAAGUAAUUUUUAAAUGGCAACAUAUAUAACAGUUUAGUAAUGUUACUUAUAUAUUGUUACUGGUAAUUUAAAACUUAAUCAUUCAUAGAUGUCGAGGAUUGUACACGCAGUUGAUUACGGCGCUAGAUUGUCUAUGAAUACUGUGUACCUUUGUUAUCAUGUACUGGUGUUCCAACAGUUUUAUAGUAUUUCGGUCCCUAAUAGUUAAACAUACAUACUUAAUUAUUUUUAAGUUCAAAUAUUAAAUAAAUAUAUGAAAUGA
Messenger RNA from Vanessa atalanta (red admiral), 2867 nucleotides. RefSeq names its product succinate--hydroxymethylglutarate CoA-transferase-like. Gene Ontology annotation, molecular function: catalytic activity; protein serine/threonine phosphatase inhibitor activity. The transcript has 6 exons. Lineage: Eukaryota; Metazoa; Arthropoda; Insecta; Lepidoptera; Nymphalidae. The record is from RefSeq and is a predicted model, not a curated record.